AGGCUGAAAUCUCCCGCCAAUUUGUGUUCUUCAUCAGACGGAGGGGGCACGUGGGAGUGUGGGAGUUGGAGAGCAUAAGAAAAUGGUCGACAACUGCAUUUUACUGUUUCAACUUGAAACCAUUUCGCGGUUGCUCCAGGCUCAUUCUUCCGAGAUGGAUCAUCACAGUGGGUCAGGGCUGACUCACUCCGCACUUGAGUUAUAAGCCUCCAGAACACACGGAAGAAAACCAGUAGAGUAACGUUUUGGGAGAGUAACAGAUAACGAUGAACGACGAAUUUUUUUUCCCCUAAAUAAUGUUUAAUAAGUAUAUAUUUUUCUAAGUAGUUGAGACAAGAGCGUCCUGCAAAGUGUAUUACGGACAUCAUAUUUGCUUGAUUUUCCUAACGUUUACAGCAGUUUUUCCUGCGUAGAAGUUUUGCGAAUGGGUUACCUUCUGCAGGUGACGGUGCUCAUGGCUCUCGUUCUGUGCGUAAUUACAGGAGUGAUGGACAGGAGGUUGGAGGCCACUGAAGCAACGGUAGGAAUUUUCCAACUUUUUAAAGUAUUAUCUAUCUUCAUUCAUUGAAUUACAUUGCAACUUAUGAAUACUCUGCAUUAUUGUGGAUGUUCACACUCAUAAUGCAAACUUUCAGCAAUGCCUAUGAACUGGACCAUCCAUAUAGGUCUAUGUGAUGCAAAGUGCCAUAUGUGUAACCUAUCAAAUGGCUUUCACAGUCUUUCUGGUAGUCUGCAACUUAAUCAGCAUUGUUUCUCUUGUGGCUGUUGUCAUUCACAAUGUAAGAGGUGAUUAAGAUCACUUUGAAACUUCUAAAGUAACCCUUGUAUCCCCACUGUGGUUAUUGUGUUACCAGGCAUACCUGAAGAAGUAUGGCUAUCUGCACACUCCACUGGAUCCUCAGAACAAGGGCAUCGAGGCAGAUGAUAUCACUGAGGCCCUCAGGUAAAGUUGAUCCUCAGCAACACAACCUACAGUCUAUGAACACAACAACAAUUUACAUGUGUAAUUCCUCUUGGCAAUGGGUGAUUCCUCUUCCCCAACAAACCUGAACAAGCAAAAAAUCUGAACAUACUUACUGUAAAUGUCCCUUUGUGAAUACAGAUCCAAACACAGCUUUAUUGUAUAGCCUUUUGUUUGCAAGGCACAUUGACACAUGCACUACAAUCAAUGCAAUUCUUUAGCAUAACAUUUCCCAUUGGCAGGAAAUAUUUCCUUGCCUUACAUUUACAGUACGCACAUGCUGUAUCUGCUAUUGGAGCUUUCAGUCCUUCCUUUCCCCCAGGGUCUUCCAGAGAGUGACAGACCUGCCUGUCAAUGGAGUGAUUGACAAGGCCACCCUAGAGAUGAUGAGACAGCCUCGCUGUGGCAUAGAGGACCCCUUCAACAAGAAAACCCUAAAAUACAGAGUACUGGGUGAGUGAAGACAUGUGGAGAGGAUAUUGUAUGUGGGGGUGGGAUGAACCGGUUUCCCAGAUGGUGGGUUGGAACAUAAAACUUUGGGAGUCACUUUGCACAUUUAAUGAUAAUAAUAAUAAUCCUCACCUAAUAAGAAUAAUCUUCACCUACACAAUGUGGUUUCUCGUCUAGACGUGUGUUUAUGGUAAAUGCAUGUUUUUUCUUCUUUAGGUUACUGGCGCAAGAGAAGCCUGUCCUGGCGAAUCUACAACUACACUCCAGACAUGCCAAAGAGUGAGACAAAGAGGGCGAUCCGCUCUGCCUUUAAGUACUGGAGCGACGUGGCUCCCCUGAGCUUCCGAGAGGUCGAGUAUGGACGAGCCGACAUCAGGAUCUCAUUCCAUGCAAAAGAUGCCACUUGUGCCGAGCCUUUUGAUGGACAGGGUGAGUGUGCCUAUGGGCCGGAUACAGUUGGGUUGGAGUUACUGUAGUCUAAGACCGGGAUUAAUGCCGAUCUGUGCUAGAUCCACAUUAUAGCAUGCUUGACAUUUAAAGGUAAUUUCUAAUUGAGCUGACAUCUGCAGGGUUUACUUUAAAUGCAAUCUCCACGAACGCAGUCACAUUGUUGCCUUUAAAAGCUGCGUUGUCUACAAGCGCGAUCAGAUUGAAUCCUGGCCUAACACACACACACCAAACAUACAGUAGUUAAGUACCCCUGGUUUCACUGCUGAUACUUAUUAAUUUCCAUUGAAAUAUAGCGUAAUAAAACAGUUUUUUUCUCUCGUAGGUCAUGUGCUGGCCCAUGCUGAACCCCCAGAGUCAGGCAUCAUUCAUUUUGACGAGGAUGAGUUUUGGACAGAGGGCAAGUUCUAUGGCAUUAACCUGCGUAUCAUCGCUGCCCAUGAGAUAGGCCACGCCCUGGGCUUGGGCCACUCCCAGUACAGAAGUGCUCUCAUGGCCCCUCUCUAUACCGGUUACCGUAACAACUUCCGUCUGCAUUUCGAUGAUGUGAAAGGCAUCCAGGCUAUGUAUGGUGAGUAGAGCCUGGGUUGGUCUGGUACCAAUGUUUAUUUUUUUACUUUUUGGCUUGCAAAACAAAAUACACCCCUAUCAGAAAGCUAUGUAUUACAAAUGUCACAGGUAAUGCUUUCAUCCUCCCUUUAGGUAAACGUGAUACAAGUGUUACAAUUAAGCCCACAGUGGCACUCCCCACAUACAGCCUCCCUGGUGCUGAGGGAGACAUCCCAGACCCCUGCACCACCAAGCUGGAUGCCAUCAUGCUGGGUAAGCUGUCUGCACACAAUACUGACCAGCGAUAUACAGUCAAAAGCGUAGAUGUACAUACAGUGGGGAAAAAAAGUAUUUAGUCAGCCACCAAUUGUGCAAGUUCUCCCACUUAAAAAGAUGAGAGAGGCCUGUAAUUUUCAUCAUAGGUACACGUCAACUAUGACAGACAAAAUGAGAAUUUUUUUCUCCAGAAAAUCACAUUGUAGGAUUUUUUAUGAAUUUAUUUGCAGAUUAUGGUGGAAAAUAAGUAUUUGGUCAAUAACAAAAGUUUCUCAAUACUUUGUUAUAUACCCUUUGUUGGCAAUGACACAGGUCAAACAUUUUCUGUAAGUCUUCACAAGGUUUUCACACACUGUUGCUGGUAUUUUGGCCCAUUCCUCCAUGCAGCUCUCCUCUAGAGCAGUGAUGUUUUGGGGCUGUCGCUGGGUAACACGGACUUUCAACUCCCUCCAAAGAUUUUCUAUGGGGUUGAGAUCUGGAGACUGGCUAGGCCACUCCAGGACCUUGAAAUGCUUCUUACGAAGCCACUCCUUCGUUGCCCGGGCGGUGUGUUUGGGAUCAUUGUCAUGCUGAAAGACCCAGCCACGUUUCAUCUUCAAUGCCCUUGCUGAUGGAAGGAGGUUUUCACUCAAAAUCUCACGAUACAUGGCCCCAUUCAUUCUUUCCUUUACACGGAUCAGUCGUCCUGGUCCCUUUGCAGAAAAACAGCCCCAAAGCAUGAUGUUUCCACCCCAUGCUUCACAGUAGGUAUGGAGUUCUUUGGAUGCAACUCAGCAUUCUUUGUCCUCCAAACACGACAAGUUUAGUUUUUACCAAAAAGUUAUAUUUUGGUUUCAUCUGACCAUAUGACAUUCUCCCAAUCCUCUUCUGGAUCAUCCAAAUGCACUCUAGCAAACUUCAGAUGGGCCUGGACAUGUACUGGCUUAAGCAGGGGCACACGUCUUGCACUGCAGGAUUUGAGUCCCUGGCGGCGUAGUGUGUUACUGAUGGUAGGCUUUGUUACUUUGGUCCCAGCUCUCUGCAGGUCAUUCACUAGGUCCCCCCGUGUGGUUCUGGGAUUUUUGCUCACCGUUCUUGUGAUCAUUUUGACCCCACGGGGUGAGAUCUUGCGUGGAGCCCCAGAUCAAGGGAGAUUAUCAGUGGUCUUGUAUGUCUUCCAUUUCCUAAUAAUUGCUCCCACAGUUGAUUUCUUCAAACCAAGCUGCUUACCUAUUGCAGAUUCAGUCUUCCCAGCCUGGUGCAGGUCUACAAUUUUGUUUCUGGUGUCCUUUGACAGCUCUUUGGUCUUGGCCAUAGUGGAGUUUGGAGUGUGACUGUUUGAGGUUGUGGACAGGUGUCUUUUAUACUGAUAACAAGUUCAAACAGGUGCCAUUAAUACAGGUAACGAGUGGAGGACAGAGGAGCCUCUUAAAGAAGAAGUUACAGGUCUGUGAGAGCCAGAAAUCUUGCUUGUUUGUAGGUGACCAAAUACUUAUUUUCCACCAUAAUUUGCAAAUAAAUUCAUUAAAAAUCCUACAAUGUGAUUUUCUGGAGAAAAAAAUUCUCAAUUUGUCUGUCAUAGUUGACGUGUACCUAUGAUGAAAAUUACAGGCCUCUCUCAUCUUUUUAAGUGGGAGAACUUGCACAAUUGGUGGCUGACUAAAUACUUUUUCCCCCCACUGUAUCUCCCAUAUCUUGGAAGCUCUUAUUUUUGCCUCACACAUUUUUGCCUUACACUAUUCAAGAUUGUAGCAAUAUUCUUUACUCUGAUAGAUUUAACUAACCACAUUUUUGCUCUCUGCAAUGGAAUUGAGACUACAAUGGAAUUUGACAGGUUGAGAUUGGACCUUCAGUGUUCAAUUUUGUGCUCCUCCUCCAGGUCCAUGGAGGAAGACAUUUGCCUUCAGUGGUGAUUAUGUGUGGACGGUGUCUGACAUUGGACACAAUCCACCCAUGAAGAUCGACCGGCUGUGGACGGGACUGCCUGGGAACCUGAACGCAGCCGUUUACUCUCAGAGAACAAACAAGACAUACUUUUUGAAAGGUGUAAUAUUUUAUCAACUUUAAAAUGUAUUGUGUUUUUGACUAACAAAUUAGGGAAAGUGAGAUGAUUUUAAAGAAGAACUGAUAGUAUGAACUGUGUAAUACUGGUUUUAAAAUACUUGACAGUGAUUGAUUGACAGUGAUCUGGCCCAGAAUGUGUUACUGUUAAUCUCUCCUCAUUUCAGCCUACUCACCAAAACUGUUUCUGACCACAGGUGAUAAAGUGUGGAGAUACACUCGUUUUCUCCUGGACUACGGGUACCCCAAAGAGCUCAAACGCCUCCCACCUAAUAUUGAUGCUGCUUUGUACUUGGAGAAGAAUAAGAAGCUGGUCUUUUUCAAGGUAGCUGAACACAAGAAAGCACAAAUAUCAAUACUUUUUAACCAGUAAACUUACAAAUGACAACUGAGCAUUAUGGUUUCAGUAAAUUGUUAUAGUAGAUUAAUGACAACAAAAAUUGAAGCCGUAGCAUUUUUACCCACUUGAAUGUGAUGAAUAUGCCAAAUACCCAGCAUGAAAAACUCUUUGUACUAAUCAUCUUUGUCCUCUGUUGUCCCUCUCCUCAGGGUACAGGGUACUGGCAGUGGGAUGAGCUGCGCCACAGUAACCUCAACGUGUACCCCAAACCACUCUCUAACCUCUUCACUGGGGUGCCCUCCAGCCCUGAUGCUGCCUUUACCUGGACCAACGGAAAGAUCUUCUUCUUCAAGGGAGACAAGUACUGGCGUGUGAACAGUCUACUGAGUGUAGACAAAGGCUACCCACUCAGCAUGAGUGAACGCUGGAUGCACUGCUAGGAGCCAGACACUAGAGGACAGCAGACACCAUAAACCUCAAUACGGUGCUGGUGAGAUGUGUUCUCAAUUAACCAUUCAGGGAACCACACAACAACAAUCACAACCACACUGUGAUAACAUUGUGUUCACACUGUGAAACCAAUAUAAUAACAUAUUUCCAUGUACCAGUACAUGUUAUCAGUCAAGGUACAUAACUGAAAUGUUAUGUCAAACGACUUCUUCGAAACAUGAGAUAGAAUCUUUAUCAAUGUAAGUAGUGGCAAAGCCAUUUGAGGUAAGACAUAAGUGCUUAUAUAAGGUUGCAUAUUGAGUGUCAAAUCGUUAUGGCCUACUAGUUCUCUGUUUCCAUGUAACACAGGCAGGACCUCAGCCCAAACGUGUUAGACUGAGUUCUGAGGGAGUGUGUGUGUGGAGAGGCUGUUUGUUAUGCUCUCAGGGGGCCUUCCAGGGGGGGCCCUUCCUCUCCCUCACAACAGAUGUGGAUGGGACUAUUCAGUUAUGUGCCCUCUUUUCAGUAUGUGUACUGAUUUCAAUGGUGUUCACCCAGCACUUUGAAACUUCUUGUUUUCUUUUGAUGUUUGGCUUGCAGACACCGUGGACGGGUCUGAAAAAGUAUUUGUGAGUUUCUUGUCGCCAUGUUAUGCGUUUCUAGGGAUAGAGUGUGGAUAUUUUAUCACUUCCGACAUAAAGAGAAGCCUAAUAUCAUUGCUGUUGCGUCAGACUUUCACAUCAUGAUGUCUACAUUUUAUAACUGGUUUAUAAUUGUGUACCGAUGUUGCUGUUGAACCUCAUCAUGCUUAUUGAUGUUUUUAUAGUCAAGCUAAAGGGAAUUCACAUUUCAUAGUGUAUAGGCCUACCAUUUGGAUAUGUUUAUAAAUGUGUGCAAUUAUUUUUUUUGCUGUUAAUUCAUCUAAGACAUACAGUAGUUGUACAAAUGAGUCAUGACAAUCAACAAUAAAACCAUUUCAACAGUC
Molecule: messenger RNA, 6477 nt
Organism: Coregonus sp. 'balchen'
Lineage: Eukaryota; Metazoa; Chordata; Actinopteri; Salmoniformes; Salmonidae
Source: the annotation of a GenBank genome assembly